UCAAAAAAUAUCCUGUUAAAUGCGGGGAGGAAAAAAAUGUGCACAGUAAGAUCCCGGAAAGGUGAAUGAUCAGCGAAUCUAUUUUUUCGUGAUAUUAGCUAAGGGGAAAGCGUUGUAGGCAAAACACUAGAGGAAUUCCCACUCCAGCAGGCAAUCUCAAUGUGUCCGUGGAAGAAUUGCAACCUCCCACCAAUUCGUUGGACACGAACUGAAACUUCAACUCGGUCUUGCACGCAAAGAAGUGUUAGCUCCCUGUGGGAAAUAUGCUCCGCUGCCCAUGACUCAUUAUUUACGCCAGUGCUGGGAAUGCAACAGGUUUUGUUGGACUCAGUGCCUUGUUUAUUUUCAGACGACCGGUUGUAAAUGGCAACAAGCGAGAACAAAUUAAAAAUAGCGCCGUCCUGAAAUGUGAAGAGAAUGAGUUCAGUCAGUGACAAGUCGCGUCCGUUCCCUCUUUAAGCCGCUGCCUGACUGAGUCUUACUUCCGGGUUGCGUCAAGGUCUGCUUCGCUGAGAUAGCUCCUUCAGGGAUACAGUCUGGGAUUAGGGCCACUGUCUAACACACACGCUGGGACUGUGUGUCCUUUACCAACUCGGUUUAUGAGCAGUGUUAAGGAAGAAGUUUGACUAUGGCGACUAUAACGUGCAGAGUGCAGUAUCUGGAUGACACGGACCCGUUCGUUUGCACCAACUUCCCUGAGCCCAGGAGACCGCCGACCUACAACUUCUAUGAAACCAUCCCUUUAAUAGAGCAAGUGGCGGGAGUUCACAAGCUGCUGGACUCCCCACUAAAGUUAGAAGACUGUGUGCUACAGAUAGCUCCGAAUGGGAAUUAUUUGGAUCUGGAGUUGUCACUGGAUGAGCAGAAGGAUGAGCUGGAAGGUUUCUAUGAAGAAGUUGGUAAAGGGAGACGACCUACCAUAAUCCUUCGGACCCAGCUCUCUGUAAGAGUUCAUGCCAUUAUAGAAAAGUUGUACAACUCAACCGGCCCUGAUUUAAGAAGAUCACUUUUCUCUUUGAAGCAACUAUUCCAGGAUGACAAAGACCUGGUGCCCGAGUUUGUCAGUGCUGAAGGAUUGACGUGUCUCAUCAAAGUGGGAGCCGAAGCUGACCAGAACUAUCAGAACUACAUCCUGCGAGCUCUGAGCCAGAUAAUGCUGUUUGUGGAUGGAAUGAAUGGUGUCAUUGGUCAUAAUGAGACUGUCCAAUGGCUGUACACACUGUCUGGCAGCAUGUACCGUUUGGUGGUGAAGACUGCUCUGAAACUCCUGUUGGUGUUUGUGGAAUACACAGAGAACAACGCAGCUCUUCUGAUCCAGGCUGUCAACACUGUGGACGAUAAAAGAGGCACAAAGACAUGGACAAAUUUAGUUGAAAUUCUGGAGGAGAAGAAUGGAGCUGAUUCUGAGCUGCUUGUCUUCACCAUGACACUCAUUAACAAGACACUGGGAGCUCUUCCAGACCAAGAUUCAUUCUAUGAUGUUACAGACUGUCUUGAGCAACAGGGGUUAGAAAAAAUCAUUCAACGGCAUAUGAGUAACAAAGGAACUGAUCCAGACGUAAAGCAACAGUUUACCAUUUAUGAGAAUGCACUAAAGCACGAAGACGGUGAAGAUGAUGGACAGAUGCCAAACGCACGUAGGGACCGGAGGAAGCUGACCCCAAAUGGGGACGAUGGACGGAAAAAUAGGCGAUCAGUAGGACAAAACAUGGCUGAACUAGCAACCAGUCCAGUAUCAGCAAGAGCACACAGCCCAACGCCAGGAAAAGUGAGUCCAAGCAGUCCUACCCAGUUUGAUGUAAAGAAUUCAAAGGUGAUUUCCAUUCAGUCAGCCCAAGCAACCACCCAAAGCCAUUCUGCAACACCUUCACCCACACCAGUAACUCCUACAUGUGAUUUAAAUUCACCAUCUACAAACCAAGUGAAAGCUUCAACAGAGGCUCAUUCCUACACCAGCUACUAUGCAGUAACCUCUUUCACCUUUCCAUCAAGACCUAACCUUGUUAACCAAGCAUCAGAUGAGAGCUCCCUGAACCUCCCCAGCCUUCCACCCAGAAAAUUGUAUUCAUCGUUUAGCAAGCCAGAUCUGCUGAACACACCUUCAGAGGAGAAAGCAAUGAAAACAAGCCCUGGAGAAAAAAGCAUUUUCAAGGCUGAGAAAGUUGCUGUUAGUGAUAAACCAGUUCUGAGAAAGUAUGAAAAUCGCUUUUUAGAAAAUCUUGUUGCCACGCAAAGAGAGAGGAAUUUAAGCAAGUCGCGUUUUUCCAGAGACUUUACCUCCAUACCCACAGACAGACCUCCUGAUGUUGAGGUGCUGAGUGAAAAGGAGCAACAGAAUGAAGCAUUAAACGAGAGAGAGCCAUGUUCAGCCUCCAGCAGUUCAUCAACCAGCAGCACGUUGGAGAGGGAAGAGAGGGGAGACAGACAGGCUGGCGAUAAUGAGACAGGUCAAUGCAUCAUCCGUCAGUCCAGUCUGGAUCAGUGCAGUGCCAUCUCCAGUGACAAGAAAUUCAUGCUUGAUAUGCUUUAUGCUAAAGCCAAGGUCAAUAACUUUCAGCUCACCAAGGGAGAGAGUCCCACUGAAAAUGAGAGGAGAGUCACCAAAAAGGCUUCGGUGGAAUCUACUGAGAGUCUAAUCAAACACUUUUCCAGGCAGGCCAGCUAUCAGACUGAGGAGUGUGAGAAGAAAGCCAGCAUUGAAAGCAUCCCUGGAAGUGUAAAGUCCACACUGGAGAAGUUUGCAGAACCUCAGGUUAAGGCUUUGAAGGAACAGGUCAGCAUUGAGGCUGAACUUAAUGAGAAAAAUGUUGAAAAAACAUCCAUUAUGAAGAAGGACUCCGAGUACAUGUGGGACCAACUAGAAGCAAGUCCUAGAGUGCUGAAAAUCAAAGAUUUAGAUUUCACAGAUCUCCGUGAGGAGGAGGACAUCGAUGUAUUAGAUGUAGACUCAUGCAUGACCAAGGCAACUGUUAAACAUGAUCUUUCUGGAUCACCUGGGAGUUCAGUGGUUCCAUCAGUGCUGCCACCUCCACCCCCUCUACCGCCUGGAGGUGGUCCUCCUCCUCCUCCUCCUCCUCCCCCUCCCCCUCCACCGCCCGGAGGACCUCCCCCUCCCCCUCCACCACCUCCACCUUUUGGACAAUCAUCUGGCCCUCCUCUACCUCCCCCACCUCCACCCACUAACGUUUCCCCUUCACAAGGAGCGAACUCUGCAUUAACAAAGAAGAGAAAGACCGUCAAGCUCUUCUGGAAGGAACUGAAGCAGCCCGAAGGCCUCUCCAAGAGCUGUAAAUUUGGCCGGGGCACUGUCUGGGCUUCCUUAGAUAAAGUGACAGUGGACACCACUAAAUUGGAACAUCUGUUUGAAUCUAAAGCUAAGGAGUUACCAACAAAGAAAGGAACAGAUGCCAAGAGGCAAGAAGUAAUCGUGCUGGACCCAAAGAGGAGUAAUGCAAUUAACAUUGGGCUCACAGUAUUACCACCGGUUCAUAUCAUCAAAAAUGCCAUCCUCAACUUUGAUGAAUAUGCCAUAAACAAGGAAGGUAUUGAGAAAAUAUUGACCAUGGUGCCCACAGAAGAGGAGAAACAGAAGAUCCAAGAAGCUCAGUUGGUGAAUCCCGACAUUCCUUUGGGAACGGCAGAACAGUUCCUUUUAACCCUGUCGUCAAUCAAUGGGAUUACAGCCAGGCUUCAACUCUGGGCUUUCAAAUUGGACUAUGAGCUCAUGGAAAAGGAAAUUGCCGAGCCGCUGUUUGACCUGAAGCAUGGAAUGGAGCAACUUGCAAAGAAUAAAACCUUUAAAUGCCUUUUGGCAACUCUACUCGCGAUUGGAAAUUUUCUGAACAAUUCCAGUGCCAAAGGAUUCGAGCUGAGUUAUCUGGAGAAAGUGUCUGAGGUGAAGGAUACACUUCAGAGGCAAUCUUUACUGUAUCACAUGUGUAACCUUGUGGUGGAGAAAUUCCCAGACACAACAGAUGUGUAUUCUGAGAUUGCAGCAAUCACGAGAUCUGCUAAAAUUGACUUUGAUCAGUUGGCAGAAAGCCUUGUUCAGCUGGAAAGAAAAUGUAAAGCUUCGUGGGAUCACCUGAAGGUCAUAGCUAAGCAUGAAACCAAGCCUGUUUUAAAAAAUAAAAUGACUGAAUUUCUGAAGGACAGCACGGAAAGGAUUAUAAUCCUCAAAGUGGUACAUCGUCGAAUUAUAAACAGGUUCCAUUCUUUUCUGCUCUACCUGGGCCAUCCUUCCAACUCUGCCCGAGAGCUGAAGAUUACCAGGUUCUGUAAAAUAAUUAGUGAGUUUGCACUAGAAUAUCGGACCACCAGAGAACGGGUCCUGCAGCAGAAACAGAAGAGGGCUGCAUAUCGAGAGAGGAACAAGACAAGGGGGAAAAUGAUCACAGAGACUGCAAAGUUCUCCACAGCAGCUGGUAGCACUGAGAGUAGCCCAGCCCCUGAAACGCCAGAUCACCAGCUACAAGCCGAUGAAGAGCAUGAAAACAUGAAGAAUGUUUUGUCUGUUCCAGAGCCACAGACCCGAAGGAGCAGAGGCAAUAGAUCUAUAGGAAGGUUCAGUCCGCCGAAUCCUUCUGUUCCUAAAGAUGAAGCAGCGAGUCCACCCGAUGAUGCUACUGAUGAAAUUAUGGACCGCCUGGUCAAAUCAGUCACCCAGAAUCCCAACCAGAGGCCAUCUACCCCGAAGGAACGCAAGAGAUCAAGAGCAAAUAGGAAAUCUUUACGAAGAACCCUGAAGAGCGGUCUGACUCCGGAUGUGGUCCAGGCCUUGGGUUUGUCCAAAGCCCCAGAAGUGGAAGUAUAAGACUUCAUGAAUGCAAAUGAAGCUCAAUGAUCACGUGAGACAUCUUCACGAAUUAGCACCGAACGAUAGAGAAAACAUUUUCAUAUCCCUCCAGAUUCCUGAACUUCACAAGUACUUUUAAAUGUUACAGUGCACCUUGUACUAGCAGGUUGUUGGAAGGAAUCACGUUGUUGAACUUGAAUCAUAAAAGGAGGGCUCACUAAGUAUUACAGCCCAGUUCGUUGUAGGCAAUGGAUUCAGAGGUCAGAUCGGAGUUCAGUCAAAACAAUGAAUGAUAUUCCUUUCUUCAGAUAGACUGAAUUAUGAUGUUUUCUCUCAAGACUACACAUGUUCAACUGAAAACUUUCAUCUGUUUUCUUCCCCAAUAAAUCUCUCCCAGUCUUUUUCUGAAGGCAGCGACUCUUGUUUUUGAGUACAGUUUGGUAGUUGGUGUUCACCCUCUCAGUGUGAUCCCCGAGUUUGAAACUGGGCAGUGUGUGGCAUUGAAGUUUUAGACAUCAAAGGGCUUCAUGACUGAACUCGACUUUGUCCUCCUCCAUGGUGUAAACAUGUACGUCCAGGAGGAGUCGAUAGAUGGCCAUCAGGUAUGAAAGCACGGGCUAAAUUUCCUCUUCUCCUCUUCAGAGACACUAAGACGCUUCCCCUCCCCAUGGUGCUCUGUCAGUAGUUAGCAAACUCACUACAGACUAGCGAUGGAACUUCUACUUCCACAGGCAUAUAUGGCUCAUCCAUAUGCAAUAUAUUUAGUCACUGGGCCACUACAGGCGAUGCCGACUUUAAAUAUUGUGGACAUUAACCACCUAUGGACUUAGUGGAACCAUCACAUCGAUGACAAUAAAUAUUUAAGUUAUGUCAAAUGACUGAUCUUUAACCAGGAAAGCUAUGUUGUAAAGAUAUCUUAAACUGACAGGAUGGUGAAUUGACAUGAAAACUAAAGAUUGCUACAUUACAGUAACAGUGAGGAAAGCAUAUUCAUUUGUCAGGCAACAAUAAACAGUUUUGGAGUUGUCUUCAAUGUUAAACAUUGUUGGCAGACAUGGACAAACCAGCAUGCUCGUGGGCAGUCCAUGUUACAAAUACAAAUUUGCACUGGGUGUCUCAUUUAUCAUUUAAAUGACCAUUUACAGGCAGUAUUAAGAUAACGCUGUCUUAAAAAAAACCCACUAAUUGACAACUCCAUCAAUAGAUUAGCUGCAAUGUAGUUCCAACAAUUAUCUACCAAGAUCCAAACAUACCUGCCAUCAUAUGGUUAGCAAGGUUGCUGAAUUAAAGAGAUUGCUGAAAUAGGAAAAUAUACCAAGUGCUACCAAUGAAUACCAUUCUCCAUUUUUAACUAUAGGAUCAAAGGUUUUUCAGGAUUGUGUGAUGCAUUUUCAUAUACUUUAUAUUUUUAUCUGUGAGAUUUAAAUUUUUGAAUGUUUGUAUAAGUGUUAUUGCAACAAUUAAAUGUUUCACCAUU
Molecule: messenger RNA, 6272 nt
Organism: Chiloscyllium plagiosum (whitespotted bambooshark)
Lineage: Eukaryota; Metazoa; Chordata; Chondrichthyes; Orectolobiformes; Hemiscylliidae
Gene: fhod1
Product: formin homology 2 domain containing 1
Biological process (GO): cortical actin cytoskeleton organization
Cellular component (GO): cytoskeleton; cytoplasm
Molecular function (GO): actin filament binding
Source: RefSeq, a predicted model, not a curated record